This is a messenger RNA of Ochlerotatus camptorhynchus, 2550 nucleotides long. RefSeq names its product DEAH-box helicase 15 (gene Dhx15). The transcript has 8 exons. Bases 136 to 2316 code for a protein of 726 amino acids. Gene Ontology annotation, cellular component: spliceosomal complex; intracellular anatomical structure. NCBI's taxonomy places the organism in Eukaryota, Metazoa, Arthropoda, Insecta, Diptera, Culicidae. The record is from RefSeq and is a predicted model, not a curated record. Gene Ontology annotation, molecular function: RNA helicase activity; RNA binding; ATP binding.
AGCUGUGCAAAAGUGAUAGCAGACUAACGGGAAGACGCGUGUGGUUCCGUAUUUUUCAUUAAAUUUCACCAGUUUGAAUACGCUUAUUCCUGUUAAUUGUGCUGCAUCGCAUCGGCGGUCAAAAUCCGCAAAGCAAUGUCGAAAAGACGUAUCGAAGUGAUGGAUCCCUUCAUCAAAAAGCGGAGGGAGGAAAAGGGAAUGUACGAUUCCGGAGCGUCUACGAGUGGCAACAGCAACUUGUUGUCAUCUGGUGCCGCAGCUUCCAACGGGAAAGUGAAUCAACUGAAUGGAGUACCUUACACGCAGAAUUACUUCAACUUAUACAAAAAGCGCAUCACACUGCCGGUAUUUGAAUAUCGGACAGAUUUCAUGCGUCUAUUAUCCGAGCACCAGUGCAUCGUGUUGGUCGGUGAAACUGGUUCCGGAAAGACAACGCAGAUCCCGCAAUGGUGUGUGGACUAUGCCAGGGCAAGCGGAUGCAAAGGGGUCGCUUGUACACAGCCCCGUCGAGUAGCGGCUAUGUCGGUCGCUCAGCGAGUUUCUGAGGAAAUGGACGUCAUUCUGGGACAGGAAGUUGGCUACAGCAUUCGUUUUGAGGACUGUUCCUCGGCGAAAACCAUUUUGAAAUACAUGACCGACGGUAUGUUGCUGCGUGAAGGAAUGAGUGAUCCUAUGCUGGAAACAUACCAGGUGAUUCUUCUUGACGAAGCCCAUGAACGUACACUGGCAACGGAUUUGCUCAUGGGUGUCCUCAAGGAAGUGAUUCGUCAGCGGAACGAUUUGAAGUUGGUUAUUAUGUCUGCUACAUUGGACGCGGGUAAAUUUCAACAAUAUUUCGACAAUGCACCGCUGAUGAACGUUCCGGGACGAACACACCCGGUGGAAAUUUUCUAUACUCCGGAACCAGAAAGGGACUACCUAGAAGCUGCUAUUCGUACGGUCAUACAGAUUCACAUGUGUGAGGACGUCGAAGGUGACAUUCUAAUGUUCCUCACCGGUCAGGAGGAAAUUGAAGAAGCUUGCAAACGAGUUAAGCGAGAAAUCGAUAAUCUCGGACCGGAAGUCGGUGAACUGAAGUGCAUUCCUUUGUAUUCUUCGUUGCCUCCCAAUAUGCAGCAAAAGAUUUUCGAAGCGGCACCACCCAAAAAGCCCAGUGGUGCAAUUGGCAGAAAAGUGGUCAUUUCCACAAACAUUGCUGAAACAUCACUCACUAUUGAUGGAGUUGUUUUCGUAAUUGAUCCGGGUUUCUCCAAGCAAAAGGUAUACAACCCUCGUAUCCGUGUGGAGAGUUUGCUGGUUUCACCGAUUAGUAAAGCUUCAGCUCAGCAGCGCGCCGGUCGUGCUGGUCGUACAAGGCCAGGUAAAUGUUUCCGGCUGUACACCGAAAAGGCAUACAAAACAGAGAUGCAGGAUAACACUUAUCCUGAAAUUUUGAGAUCAAACUUAGGAACCGUUGUUUUACAGUUGAAAAAGCUUGGUAUCGACGAUUUGGUUCACUUCGAUUUUAUGGAUCCACCGGCGCCGGAGACUCUGAUGCGAGCGUUGGAACUUCUCAACUACUUGGCCGCCCUGGAUGAUGAUGGUAACCUUACGGACUUAGGAGCAGUUAUGGCAGAGUUCCCGCUGGAUCCACAACUGGCAAAGAUGCUAAUCGCGAGCUGUCAACACAAUUGUUCGAACGAGAUCCUUUCAAUCACAGCUAUGCUGUCGGUCCCGCAGUGUUUCGUACGCCCUAACGAGUUGAAAAAGGCCGCCGACGAUGCCAAGAAGCGCUUUGCCCAUUUGGAUGGUGAUCAUCUCACGCUAUUAAACGUAUACCACGCUUUUAAACAGAACAAUGAAGACCCAAGCUGGUGUUACGAUAACUUUAUCAACUACCGUUCGCUUAAAUCAGCCGAUAAUGUACGCCAGCAGUUGGCUCGGAUAAUGGAUCGGUUUAAUUUGAAACGUACAAGCACGGACUUCAACACCACCAACUACUAUUUCAACAUUCGAAAAGCUUUGGUGGAAGGUUUCUUCAUGCAAGUAGCAUAUUUGGAGCAAACAAAGCACUAUGUAACGAUUAAGGAUAAUCAGAUAGUGCAAUUGCAUCCAUCAACUUGCCUAGGUCACAGGCCGAAUUGGGUCAUGUACAACGAAUUUGUGCUGACCACUAAGAAUUACAUUCGAACCGUCACUGAUGUAAAACCGGAAUGGUUACUGACAAUUGCACCACAAUAUUACGACCUGAAUAAUUUCCCAGAGUGCGAGGCUAAACGUCAACUGGAGUUCAUAAACACAAAACUUGAAUCAAAGCAGUAUCAACAAGGAUUUUAGAUAAUAGUUUUCUGAAUUACAUCUGAUGUACCUUUGCACUUUUUUUUUAUCCGGUUCAUUUGUUUAGAUUCCCCACUUUCCAAUAGUUGUGAUUCUACAAUAAAGUGAAGAGUCCGAAAUAAAAUUAAAAAUGUCAAACCAGCGAUAUGGACAAAGCUAAUCAGCUACGUAAGAAUAUGUGCUGUAAAUCCACUGAAUUACUACUGAAAAUAAACGUACCACCUUCUAUGACAA